This is a messenger RNA of Nomascus leucogenys (northern white-cheeked gibbon), 1843 nucleotides long. RefSeq names its product chromosome 10 C19orf73 homolog (gene C10H19orf73). The transcript has 3 exons. NCBI's taxonomy places the organism in Eukaryota, Metazoa, Chordata, Mammalia, Primates, Hylobatidae. The record is from RefSeq and is a predicted model, not a curated record. Bases 869 to 1612 code for a protein of 247 amino acids.
GUUUCAAAAAAAUAGAAAGAAAGAAAGAAAGAAAUUUGUAUGGCAGCAGGUAGCUUCUAGAUUCUCCUUAUGAGCCCAGGCCACAGAAAACAUCUGGAGGAGGUGAUGUGUAUUCGGCUCAUUGGCCUGGGAGAGUGUACUUGGAGAAUGGGAACUCAUCUGAGCCUCAGGGGGCAAUGGACUGCUAGAAACAUCUCAACAAUCUGCGUCUUAGGGGAAAGAGUAGAGAGUCCUGAACCCCACCACCUGGGGUGACAUGAGGAUGAGACAGGGGUUUGUUAAGGCCACAGGAGAUGUGAAGUUGAUGGGGCAGAGUGAUGAGGCUGUGAAGACCUAGUUCCUAAAAGUGAGAGCUGAGAAACUAGAUACCUGCUGGGGAGGGUAGUGGACAGAGCUGGGAGCCUGGACUUCUGAAUGCUUGUGGAGAUAAAUGAUGGGGGAUUGGAAGGUGAGAGCCUGAGGUCUUGUUUGGAGAGGGAGUUGAGGCAGACAGCCUCAGUAAAAGCUGGUGGGCAGUACAGAAGCUGGGGUCUGAACUCCUGGGUCCCUGAGGGGAUACAAGACUGGGACCAAGACAUUUAGGUCCCCAAGGGGGAGUGUGAACAUAAGUCAGAGAACUGCAUUGAGAAUCACAUUCCGGGUCCCCCAGAGGAAGCGAGUCAUGGCGCCUGAGUCCCUCAGGGAGCAGAUGCUGGGUGCCAGGAGGCUAAGUCUGUGUGUCUGCAGGGCACAGCGGCUGUUGAACGGGGUUCUAAGCAGAGCAAACGCUGGGGAACAGGAUUCCUAGGUUCUGACGGGGUGAGGGCUACCACCUGGGGCCAGCAGAGGUGUAGACACGGGCAGGCUUCCCGAACGGGGUGGGAGCUGCAUGCCCGGAUGCCAUGGUCCCCACGGCGACCAGAACAGUAAAAUUCAGAAGCCCUGGAUCCUCAGGGAGCAGCUGGAGUCCCAGGAACCCGGGGUGCCGAGGACGGGGCCACGAGCCUGGCCGGCAGAACCCAGAGGCUGGGGCGCCCGGGUCGGGGAGGGCCCGGGUAUUCCCGGGUCAAAGGCGCGGCGGGGGGGAUCCCCGCGCUGCCUGCGCCCCCUCCCUAGUGGCGGCGGCGGGAGGUGGGGGGAGGCGAGGCUGCCGAGCGCGCUGACCAUGGACAGCUCCAGAGCGGGCCUGUGUCCAGGGCGGCCGCCGAGCCUGCUUGGACCCUGGGACGCGGCCGGCUGUGCAAGCCCGAGGCUGGCGACGGGAGACGGAGUGUGCGAAGCGGGGACGAUGCGGACGCGCCUGGGGAGUCUGGCACCGCCGCGGCGGGUGUCUGGAGCUCCCAGGACAGGGAGACUGACAGACGGCGACGAGCGGCCAAUGGAAGAAAGCGUCGGCGCCGGCCGGCGACUAGACCCCGCCUCCACACCGGCCGGGAGGGGUCGCGCGGGCGGAGAGCGAGAGGCGGGGCAAAAGAGGCCGCCCACUGGCUCCGGCUGCGUUUCAGGACUCUGGAGGAAGGGACUUGGCCUUCGCCCUCAGACGCUCUUAAGGGUAGGCGGCGUUGUCCUCAGUUCUGCCCCAGCACUCAGACCCAGACUGGGUCCCGGCCUCCGCCCUCCGCCCUUGGACUAGUCUCUUGGAAGCCGGCCUGUCUCUGCCUUCAGACCUAGGGAGAAGUCUUAACCUCUGUUCUCAGACUCUGGAAAAGGCUUCUCGAGGGCUUGGCCUGACCUCAGCUCCUCGCAUUCCCUCCACAUCUCAAGACACCAACCCAGGGAUGCAGGACAGACACACAGACACUCAGUGAGGGUCAAAUAUCUUUAAAUAAAGUGCCAGGGACAAUAAAUACUGUACAGGAAGAGA